Molecule: messenger RNA, 2190 nt
Organism: Andrographis paniculata
Lineage: Eukaryota; Viridiplantae; Streptophyta; Magnoliopsida; Lamiales; Acanthaceae
Exons: 2
Coding region: 664-1926 (420 amino acids)
Source: RefSeq, a predicted model, not a curated record
AUUGAUAAGAUGGAUAAGAACCACACAUGCAUGUUCUUGAUUGAAUAAUAAAAUGGAUGAUGUUCUUCAACAUAUAUGUAUUAAUACUACAUUUCUUCAGUAGAAUUAAAUAAAUGGGAAUGGGAAUGGGAACAAUGCUGCUCCAUCACCCCAUUAACUACUGCUGCUGCUGCUACUACUACUCAUCAUCUUCAUCAUUUUCAAAACUCCACAAGUUCAAUUCUAGUUUGAGUUUGAGUUCCAAUUCCAAGAAAGCAUGGAGAAUUAGAGCAGCAGCAGGUCAUGAAGCAGCAGACAAACAAAGUGCUGAUGUCAGUAUUGUUCCCAGAUGGAACGCCGGACGUGCAAUACAGAAGGGCCUGCGGAGGCCAGAAGCUUAGGGACUUCAUGCUCGAUAACAAUCUUGAAUUGUACGGUCCUUAUGUAUGUGGGCUAUUUGAGUUCUGGAACUGGUGGAGGCGUUUGGCGAGGCGGUUGAUGUAACCGACCAGACGACGUUUCAAAACGUUUCGUCUUGGGCGGUUGACGGCGGUUGCUGGCGACGGUGCGAAAACGUCUUUUCAAGCCAGUACAAAGGUAGGUGUUACGUACGAAAUUUAGAAUUAGGUUAAAAGCCCAAGGUAAAAAGAAGAAUGGGCCUGGCAAUAGGGUUAAUUGAACUGGAUGAAAGACACCGUGAGGAAAUCAAGGAAAAUAAAUUUAUUUCUAAGGAAAAUACAAGACGGAAAGUCCUCAGGACGGAAGGACCUCAGGUCGGGAGGUCCUCAGGACGGAAGGACCUCAGGUCGGGAGGUUCUCAAGACGGAAGGACCUCAAAUCGGCAGGUCCUCAAGACGGAAGGACCUCAGGUCGGUAGGUCUUCAAGACGGAAAGACCUCAAGACGGAAGGUCUUCAAGUCGGAAGGUCUUCAAGUCGGUAGGUCCUCAAGACGGAAGGACCUCAGGUCGGUAGGUCUUCAGGACGGAAAGACCUCAGGUCGGAAGGUCUUUAGGUCGGGAGGCCCUCAAGACGGAAAGACCUCAGGUCGGAAGGUUUUCAGGUCGGGAGGCCAUCAAGACGGAAAGACCUCAGGUCGGAAGGUUUUCAGGUCGGGAAGUCCUCAAGACGGAAAGUGGUCAGGUCCGGAAGUCCUCAGGUCGGGAGUUCCUCAAGACGGGAAGUGGUCAGGUCGGGAAGUCCUUAGGUCGGGAAGUCCUCAAGACGGAAAGUGGUCAGGUCCGCAAGUCCUCAGGUCGGGAGUUCCUCAAGACGGGAAGUGGUCAGGUCGGGAAGUCCUCAAGACAGAAAGUGGUCAGGACGGGAAGUUCUCAGGUCGGGAUGUCCUCAAGACAGAAAGUGGUCAGGACGGGAAGUCCUUAGGUCGGGAAAUCCUCAAGACGGAAAGUGGUCAGGUCCGGAAGUCCUCAGGUCGGGACGGCCUCAGGUCGGGAGUUCCUCAAGACGGGAAGUGGUCAGGUCGGGAAGUUCUCAAGACGGAAAGUGGUCAGGUCCGGAAGUCCUCUGGUCGGGAAGGCCUCAGGUCGGGAGUUCCUCAAGACGGGAAGUGGUCAGGACGGGAAGUCCUUAGGUCGGGAGUUCCUCAAGACGGGAAGUGGUCAGGACGGGAAGUCCUCAGGUCGGGACUUCCUCAAGACGGAAAGUGGUCAGGUCGGGAAGUCCUCAAGACGGGAAGAGGUCAGGACGGGAAGUCCUUAGGUCGGGAGUUCCUCAAGACGGGAAGUGGUCAGGACGGGAAGUCCUUAGGUCGGGAGGUCCUCAAGACAGAAAGUGGUCAGGACGGGAAGUCCUUAGGUCGGGAUGUCCUCAAGACGGAAAGUGGUCAGGUCGGGAAGUCCUCAGGUCGGGAUUUCCUCAAGACGGAAAGUGGUCAGGUCGGGAGGUCCUCAAGACCGAGAGAAAAAAAAAAAGAAAAUUUAUUUACAUAAAUAAUUUUGGAAACUAUUUUCAAAAUAUUUUAAAGCCGAGAAAACUUUGUUUACAAGUACUUUAGCACUAUUUUUUAAUAUUUAAAAAAUUAUAAAUCAUCAAAUAUAUACUAAAUUAUAAAUCAUCAAAUACGUACUCCAUUUUUUAUUUUAUUUUAUUUAUUUCUUUUUAUCAUUUUCGAAACUAUCAAAAACUUAAGACAUGCGUACCUAAUACCAUAAAAUCGGGCUUGUUAGCUCCAACAAUUUGUUAGUGUUGCGUGU